AUGAACUUGUUUGUAAUUUCAGUAUUCCGCCCGAAUCACAACUACACUUACACGCUAAUUUACGAGAUUUCCUACAAAUAUCCAAGACUUCUCUCAAUUUUGAUGGUCGUUCAUCGGAUAUGUUGUGUCUACAAACCGACAACCAAACAAUUCUCCGAUUCCCGUUUAUGGGUGUAUUGUGGAGGAUUGGCUAUGUUUUGUGUUGUGAUGCUGACAAUCCCAUAUUUGUCUAAUUGUCCGGUUAGCAUGAACCAAAGGAAGUUCGUUGUCCUGCCUGAUUGCCUUCCACGAAGGCAUCCGGUAACCAUAAUCAUCAACAAGUUCGUUGGCACAAUUCCAUUUUUCGCCAUGUCGCUCAACAUUAUUCUGAUUCUCUACAUCCGACAUCAAAAACACAAAUUGCAAAGGGUCCAUUGCACAACAAUCGUGCAAAAUAUGAAGAAUAUCGAGAUGAACAUGGUGCUCCAAUCAUUCUACACCACAAUUUUUCUGACAUUUCACGAUUUGACCUACCAAUUAAUUGAUUAUACAAUGGCAAGUGCAUCGUAA
Caenorhabditis bovis is the source of this 549-nucleotide messenger RNA. Lineage: Eukaryota; Metazoa; Nematoda; Chromadorea; Rhabditida; Rhabditidae. The record is from the annotation of a GenBank genome assembly.